AUGUCAGUCGUCUUGACAAGGUCGCCAUUGGAAGUUGUUGGAAUGAACGGAAGCGUAUCGCAGAAAAGACGCAGCGCGCGGCUGUCCGGGGAGGGCAACAGCAAUGAAGGCGCAGAAAAUGAGCCACCAACCAAGAAGGCAAAGGUCAAUGGCGCGUCAACGACGACAACCUCGGUGAACACGAAACAGCAGGAUGGCGAUCAAAAUAAGACAGCGUCUAAGAAGAAACGGAAAGAAUACACAGAUGAGGCGGACGAUUUCAAAUUUGCAAGGAAAGGGAGCCGGCGAAAGAAAGACGCGACGAACUCUGACCAGAAACAAAUAUCCGCGGACAAGUCUGCUGAGGAGACUACAGCAGCGCCGGCCGAACCACCUGCACCAGAGCCCGUAGCAGACGAGCCAGUACCCAAAACAGCUCAGAAGAAGACUCGAAAGCGUCUACCGACCACGCCUGAACUUGGGGAGAAGGAGAAGCCAGUGCGUCGUAGCAAGCGGCUAUCAAAUGAGGCGGAGGAGCAUGCAGCGACGCAGCCUUCACCCCACCGCGCAUCUCACGCCAAAUCGCAUGCCAAUGCAGAACGACAGGCCAGUCCAGCUCGUGGUAGGCCACUCACGAUCGAGAAGAAUCGGAAGGCUGGUAAUGAUGGAGGCGAAGAGGCAAAGGUGAUGCGCAUCAUGCUCCCUUUUGCCGACACUCCAGUACAGCGACGGAAUAAAGAAAUGCGAAAGGGCAGUGGCGAGAAUGGCAGGCGGAGCAGCGCUGGUUUGCGAGGCAAGCGAGCGAGUAGCGUGAUUGACGAGGGACGUGGUCAUGCAAUGCCGCAUAGCGAAGUGCCUUCGUCUGAGUUUUUCAAACAUAUUUCUGCGGAUCUCACGGAGCCAAGACGCAUGCGGUGUCUCCUUGGAUGGUGUGGGAUACGACUUUUACCGCCGAAACCCACUCCGCCUGCUCAGAGUGCUCCUACCGCGAAUCAGGAGUUCCAAGCUCUUCAAGCUGCACGCGUGAUACAAGAGGAGCUGUCCCAGGAUCUUGUCAACAAUGGAAUGCUCAGCGAUUGGUUCUCACGGGACGAGUCAGUGCCUCCUCAGCUCCCACUAAGGAAGAAGCCGAAUCCUCGUAAUAUUGCAAAUGCAACGAAGGCAGAAGAGCUUGAAAGAGAGCUCGAAAGAUUAAAGAGCGAACGGGCCGAGUGGGAUGAGCUGGUAAAGUCUGCAGCAGCGGUCAAUCUGCAGCACGAAGAACAAUCCGAAGAUGGACCAUCAUCGGUUCACCCAGGACACCUUGACAGUCCGCAAAGAGCGAUCUUUGAGCAAUUACAAUCCGCUCCAGGUGCAUCGGCGACAGACCCUGCAGCGAUUCAGGAACGUCUCAGAACAAUCUCGAACGAUAUCGAAUUUGCGGUGGAUAGGUUUGUGCAUGGCAUUCAUGCGCUCAAGACGACGCGGGAUACUGCGGAACGAGUUGCAGAUAAAUCGUUGGGAGAUGCUGCGCACGUUCUUGACCAAAGGGAGAGGCAGAGGCACCGCGCUUCCGACAAGGGUGUUGGUCAGAUGGAUGCUUUAAGGGGCCUGGCGCGAGUGCUCAAUGCGCAGCAGAGAAGGUGA
Messenger RNA from Pseudocercospora fijiensis CIRAD86, 1605 nucleotides. RefSeq lists its product as uncharacterized. Gene Ontology annotation, biological process: mitotic sister chromatid segregation; cell division. Gene Ontology annotation, cellular component: MIS12/MIND type complex. Lineage: Eukaryota; Fungi; Ascomycota; Dothideomycetes; Mycosphaerellales; Mycosphaerellaceae. The record is from RefSeq and is a predicted model, not a curated record. Bases 1 to 1605 code for a protein of 534 amino acids. The transcript is spliced from 5 exons.